This is a messenger RNA of Pelecanus crispus (Dalmatian pelican), 651 nucleotides long. The record is from RefSeq and is a predicted model, not a curated record. NCBI's taxonomy places the organism in Eukaryota, Metazoa, Chordata, Aves, Pelecaniformes, Pelecanidae.
UAAGAAGAAUACUGAAGUCCGCCGCCGUGAACUCCUGGAAGCCAUUUCCUCACCUUUGCUAGAAUAUUUGCAAGAACAUACCCAAGAAGUAGUGAUAGACAAAGCUACCUUUGUCUUGGUUGCUGACAUCUUAAGAACAGCUCAUGGUGACAUCCAGCCUGCACUAGAUGCAAUUGCUAAUUUAGCAGCGGAAGAGCUGGUUCCAGGUGGCCGUGAUGGGCAGCUUCACAUUGCAGAGCAUCCAGCAGGCCAUCUAGUUUUGAAAUGGUUAAUAGAGCAAGAUGAAAAAAUGAGAGAGAGUGGAAAAGAAGUUUGCUUCGGAAGAACGUUGGUGGAACGUGUUGGUAUUGAGAAUAUGAAGACCUGGGCAGAAGUAAAUCGAGGUGCCAUUAUUCUUUGUUGCCUUCUCCGGAGCACUGAUCAAGAAGUGGCAAAUACAGUCAAAAGAGGACUGAAAAAGCUUGUCCCAAAGUUGAAGCUGAAUAAAAGUGUGAAAGGAAUAGAAGCAUUACUGGAGAAAUUGACUUCCUAGUGUAAAUGAAGCUAAAAAGACAAUUUACAUCAAUGCAACCGAGAGUUGGUAAGAUUUUGCAUCAUGGUUGUUCUAAGAAGCAGUGUAUGCAUUUGUAAAUUAAAUAAUUUCUAAAACAA